Otolemur garnettii (small-eared galago) is the source of this 456-nucleotide messenger RNA. RefSeq names its product lipocalin 9 (gene LCN9). The transcript has 6 exons. Bases 1 to 456 code for a protein of 151 amino acids. Gene Ontology annotation, molecular function: small molecule binding. The record is from RefSeq and is a predicted model, not a curated record. Lineage: Eukaryota; Metazoa; Chordata; Mammalia; Primates; Galagidae.
AUGGCCAGGGUUUCGGGAUACUGGUACUCUAUUUCCAUGGCCUCGGAUGAUCUGAAGCGGAUUAAAGAAAAUGGGGACCUACGAGUCUUUGUACGGCACAUCGAACACUUGAGGAACGGGAGCCUUAAAUUCGAUUUCCGCUUCAUGAUACAGGGGGAUUGCGUGGCCGUGACCGUGGUCUGUGAGAAGAUGAAGGGCGAUGGGGAGUACUCCAUUGUUUAUAAUGGGAAGAACAAGGUCACAGUUCUGGAGACCGACUUCUGGCUGUACAUCACCUUCCACCUGCAGAACCUCAGGAAUGGGACCAAGACCCAAGUGCUGGCUCUCUAUGGACGGAUUCCCCAGCUGAACCCUUCCUACCUGGACAGAUUUAAAAUGAUCUGCAAAACAUACGGACUCAGUUCAGAAAAUAUCAUUGACAUGACCAACCAAGGUUACUGUCCCUUCAAGCGGUAG